Molecule: messenger RNA, 1928 nt
Organism: Pogona vitticeps (central bearded dragon)
Lineage: Eukaryota; Metazoa; Chordata; Lepidosauria; Squamata; Agamidae
Gene: TCTN3
Product: tectonic family member 3
Biological process (GO): cilium assembly; smoothened signaling pathway
Source: RefSeq, a predicted model, not a curated record
AACGGACGUGUUUCUUCUAUGCAAGACGUCAUGAACGUGCGACUCCGGUCUCUUAGCAACGGAGAGAUGCGUCCACCAUGGCAAAGAGGGAGCCCCUGCUCCUGUUGCUGAUCCUGUUGUCGCACUCGCGGUGGGGAGAAGCUGAGCCCGAAGACGAAAACGGCACUCUGAGGGCCGAGGAAGUUCCCACAGCGGAGGCAGGCCCCAGCGAGGCGCCUGAAGUCCAAAGGGAAGGGACGCCCGAACCCACCGCUGUUUCGCCGGGGAUAGCUCGGGGCUUUUUAUCAGUCUGCCCCUGUGACUUGCACCCAGGUUUCUGCGACCUGAACUGCUGCUGCGAUACAAGCUGCGGGCCAGAAUGCAAUUUUGGGGGUCCCGAGUGCCCCUUCUCUUUCUGCCUUCCAGGCAGCACGAGGGCUGCAAGCCACGUGUGUUUAGAAAAUUCUCUCAUUUUCCAAAACAACACUCCUUAUCACACCGAAAUCCUUCCUUGUCUGGAUGGUUGUGCGUUGCUCUUCUGUGUGCAGCUAAAUGAUUCAAAGCUAAACUAUUGGCAGCAGCCUCAAGUGGUUACAGAGACAAACUUUCCAGCACUUUCAGCACAAUAUGGAGGGUCAUCAUUCAUCUUCGCAGAACAAGUUCAGUCAUCUCCAUCUGCCUUUUAUCGGGUGGGGGAUCCAAUUCAGACUUACUUUGCUGCAUCAUCCAUAAUGAGUGUUCUCAAACAGCCAACAAACAUGGGACCAAGUCAACUCUGCAUUGAUGAGAAUCCCACUGCCUUCCUGGAGAGUAAAUGCACAAGUUGUAUACGGAUCCUUACUGAUUUGAUAAGUAGCUGUACCACUGACCCUGCAUUAGAUGCUGUUUCCUACUAUCAUGACUUUACUGUGCUGAAGGUCCCGGGCAACUUUACCAUGUUUCAGUCCAGACAGGUCAACAUCACACCUCUUUCAGAGCCUGCCUCUCCCUCUCUGGACGGCAACACAUGCUACAAUGUUGUUUCUGAGGUGAUCUAUGAGAUUGAGUUCAGUGGAAUCCAUGGAAUUCAGAACGUUUCUGUCCAGUUCAGAAUGGUCAAUAUAUCUGGGAACCCAGGGUGUACACUGCAACAGCACUUUUCUCUGCAUUUUGGGAAUAGGAAUCCUUCUUUUACCAAACGGAGAAGUGGGAAUCCUGGCUACAUCAAGAGAGCACCACUAAUAGCCCUAUACAAUAGCACCCAGCAGCCUAUAACCAUUCUGCAGAAUCAAGGUGAUGGCCACUGCUCAGCAACUGAAAGAUAUAUGAUAGGGUUUGGAGAGAAUGUAAGGACAAGCUGCCAGUUCAGUAUGCCUUUCAACCUGGAAGAAGCAAACUGUAGCCAUUUGCAGGAGAUACUGUAUCAGGCCUUCCAAUGGGUGCAUAGUCCAGUGAGCUUGGCCAUAACUGGCAACGCUAACCCAGCCCAUCCCGAAGAGUGGAACAUAGUCUUCUAUCAGAAGUGCAGCAUGCAGGAUGAGCACUGUAUGCUUCCUAUCUCUCUGGAGAUCCAAGUGAUGUGGGCUCAGGUGGGCCUCCUGUCUAACCCACAAGCUCAAGUAUUAGGAGGACGGUACUAUUACCUCUGCAAACCUCUGAAGUCCUUCAUCGCAUCAAUGAACAUGUUGCCUUUGACAACUACAGUUGCCUUCACUGACGUUACCAAAUGGCCAGAUCCUCCACGUGGUCAGCCUAAAGUCUCUUGGAAGCUACCAUUUGAUUUCUUCUUCCCUUUUAAAGUGGCAUUGAGCAGGGCUAUGAGCAGUUCAGGCAGCUUAGCUUGCAUUUUGUUUAUUUCCUUAAUGUUGCAUGAAAUAGGUAUCUCAUGAAACAAAGAGACACCCCUCAAACAGGAGGAAGAGUCAUAUGCUAUGGUGUAACCCAGAAUCAGAAGUACUAGUCUUCUGGAU